AUGGCAUCGUCCAAUGACCAGAGGGUUGAGUUCCAGACCUUCCAAAACGUCAUCAACAACGAAUUGAGUCCAACCUCGAAGACUCGUCGUGGGAUUUGCCCCAGCACUGAGGAACAACUGUGGGAGUCACCCGUAUCAACGCAAGAGGAUGUCGAUCGUGCUGUAAGUGCGGCUAGAGCAGCCUAUCCUGCGUGGCGCAAGCUAUCACAGGAUGAACGCGCCGAUUAUCUUGUCAAGUUUGCCGAUGCUAUUGAAGCGCAUAAGCAAGACUUCAUUGACCUUCUUGGUCGAGAGGCUGGAAAACCACCUCAAGCUGGCGCGUUUGAGCUAUGGCUCGUCAUGGAACAUGUUCGGGGUACCCCAAAGCUUCGAAUUAAGGAGGAGAAGCCUGAAGAUAAUGACGACCGAACGGCGAUUGUGCGAUAUGUCCCCCUUGGUGUCGGUGUUGGUAUUGUCCCAUGGAACUUUCCCUUGAUCCUCGGCAUAGGCAAGGCUUUCCCCGCCAUGCUCGCCGGCAACACCUUUAUCUGGAAGCCUUCGCCCUACGCACCCUAUUCGGCGCUCAAGAUGGCUGAGAUUGGAGCCAAGGUUCUGCCUCCUGGUGUGUUCCAGGCUAUCAGCGGCGGAGACGACCUCGGACCUAUGCUCACAGCGCAUCCUGGCGUCAACAAAGUCAGUUUUACUGGAUCUACUGAAACAGGUAAAAAGAUCAUGGCUGCUUGUUCUGCCACAUUGAAGCGUGUCACUUUGGAGCUAGGUGGCAAUGAUGUUGCGAUUGUCUGUGAAGACGUUGAUAUCGCCACAGUGGCUGGAAAGGUUGCUUUUCUUGCUUUUGUUCAUAAUGGACAAAUCUGCAUGAACAUCAAGCGUAUAUAUGUGCAUGAGAGCAUUUACGAUAAGUUUCUAUCGGCUGUGAAAGACUUCUUGGAUAAUAUGAAGACUGGAGACUUCUCGGAUGCCGAAGCUUUCUUUGGACCCAUCCAGAACAAGAUGCAAUUCGAGAAGUUGCAGAAACUGUUUGGGCAGAUUGAGACACAAGGAUGGAAACGUGCUUAUGGUGACAUCCCAACAAAGUCAGAGAAGGGAUACUACAUGCCACCAGUUCUGAUUGAUAAUCCACCUGAGGAUUCUGAAAUCGUUCAAACGGAGCCUUUUGGACCAAUCGUCCCUCUUCUGAAGUGGUCUUCCGAGGAAGACGUUAUCACGAGGGCCAACGCAUCCGACUUGGGUCUUGGGGCCUCGGUUUGGAGUAAAGAUGUGCCUCGUGCGCGACGUAUGGCUGAGCAGUUAGAGGCUGGGAGCAUUUGGGUCAAUACGCACUUCGAAGUUGCACCCAACGUACCAUUCGGUGGACAUAAGCAGAGCGGAAUGGGAAUGGACUGGGGAGAGGUGGGCUUGAAGGGUUGGUGCAAUCCUCAGGCUUACUGGGUCAAACACUCUGGAUGCUGA
Molecule: messenger RNA, 1449 nt
Organism: Fusarium sp. VM40
Lineage: Eukaryota; Fungi; Ascomycota; Sordariomycetes; Hypocreales; Nectriaceae
Source: the annotation of a GenBank genome assembly